Messenger RNA from Pectinophora gossypiella (pink bollworm), 1673 nucleotides. Its product is annotated as atrial natriuretic peptide receptor 2-like. The coding region runs from base 126 to 1673 and encodes 515 amino acids. Lineage: Eukaryota; Metazoa; Arthropoda; Insecta; Lepidoptera; Gelechiidae. The transcript is spliced from 9 exons. The record is from RefSeq and is a predicted model, not a curated record. Gene Ontology annotation, biological process: intracellular signal transduction; cGMP biosynthetic process; receptor guanylyl cyclase signaling pathway. Gene Ontology annotation, molecular function: peptide receptor activity; guanylate cyclase activity.
CCGCGCGUGGCGUCGUGAAACCCAUACAAAGUUAAUAUUUGAGUUCGCGAAAAAACGUAUACCGGGACCUCGCGAGACGGUCGCGUCGUCGGUCGACUCAGCCGGAGCCAGUGGUGCAGGUCGAUAUGUCGUUGGUUCCACCGGGGGGCGGAGACUCUCCAAGCCCACGGAGAGCCGUAAGCCCACUGUUGGAGUCCCGUCGCCCACAUUGCACCCUGGCAUGCGACUACUGCGCAGCGAUUCUCGAAGACAAGUUUAAACGUUCAGGAGAGACUCGCAACCGCGGAACAUCCCCGCUGUCGAUCUCGCCGCGCCAAUCGCUGACUGGCGAUCCACUAUGGGCUCUACCUGACGACGACCGCCCCGACUUUUCUGCCCUUAAGGAGAAUAUUAGCAAAAUCAAUAAGGAUUGUGAAACGUCUACUCGCUUGGACGCUUUACUGACUCAAGUCGAGCAAUACGCAAAUAAUCUGGAGGCGUUGGUUGAAGAACGCACAUCCGAUUAUCUUGAGGAGAAGAAAAAAUGCGAAGAAUUGCUCUACCAGCUGCUACCCAAGUCUGUGGCAUCCCAACUAAUUAUGGGCAAACCGGUAGUCGCCGAAAUGUACGAAGAAGUGACCAUCUACUUCAGCGAUAUCAUUGGCUUCACCCUCAUCUCUGCCGAAUCCACACCGCUUGAGGUCGUUGAAUUCCUCAAUGAUCUUUACACCAGCUUCGAUUCUGUCAUAGAAGGAUUUGAUGUUUACAAGGUGGAAACAAUCGGCGACGCGUACAUGGUGGUGUCUGGGCUGCCUAUGCGCAAUGGCACCCGACACGCCCCGGAAAUUGCUAGCAUGGGUUUGGCGCUACUUAAGGCUGUGCGUUAUAAGACCGUGCCCCACCGACCAGGCAGACCACUGCUGCUGCGCAUCGGCAUACACACUGGUCCUUGCGUGGCUGGGGUGGUGGGUCUGAAGAUGCCGCGCUACUGUCUCUUCGGAGACACUGUCAACACCGCCUCUCGCAUGGAGUCCCACGGGGAGGCCCUGCGCAUCCACGUGAGCCCCGUCACCAAGGCUCUUCUGGACAUCUAUGACAAGUUUGACCUCGAGUGCCGUGGAGAGAUCACCAUGAAGGGAAAAGGGAAAAUGACGACCUACUGGCUGCGCGGGGAGAAGAAGGUUGAAGGUCAAGCCAGUACGUCCCAACCCAUCUGUGAACCGAGCACAUCCUGGGCCGGGACAAACCAUGUGCAAGAGCCUAAUCCGAGUAUCACUUUCCAAGGGCCUGAUAGCCCGGCAUCUCACUCCCUGACCCACAGCCAGAGUCCAGACCGCAAGGAAGCCAGCGAUCAGCGCACACUGGACCUCAUUCAAGAGCGUGAUCGCAUCAAGCAUGAGAUAGCCAGCUAUGUCGCUAAAGAUCUUAUUAAUAACAUCGACUGUGCCGUACGGGAAUUCAGGAAAUCUCAAUCACAGGCCUGUAGCGGUGGUACCUUCGUCUCACCCUCCGUAGCCAACAAGUCACCGGCCAGAACACUGCAUAACGGUACUCAAGGCCUAACGAUGCCUACAAAUGAUAUGGAUUUGGUGAUAAGCAAGGGUAAGGUGCGCGACGUAGUCAACAAAUUCAACUCGUCGUUGAAUAAUUGCAAAGAUGCAAAGCCGAAACCGAAACCGAACGAUCAAAACUGA